CCCCGUGCCCUGCUCACACCGUAGCUGAGUACGAACCUCGAAUCGGCGCCUCAUGGCCAAAACCGGGAAGAAGCCGCUCAAGAAGGCUUUGGAGCCCACGGUGGUGAUUGAUGUUGGAAGCGGAAAGUGCAAGGCGGGCAUUGCCGGCGAGGAACACCCCACCUGCGUGUUCACCUCCAUCAUCGGUCGCCCCAAGACGGAGAAUGUCAUGCAAGGCUCCGGUGAUAAAGCUUACUACGUUGGAGAGGAUGCUCAAGCGAAGCGUGGCAUCCUAAAGAUCUCCUACCCAGUGGAGCACGGCAUCGUCCAGGACUGGGAAGAUAUGGAGAUCAUUUGGAAGCACACCUUCUUCAACCAGCUGAGAGUUCAGCCGACCGAACGGGCGGUGCUCCUAGCAGAAGCUGCUCUGAAUCCCAAGGCCAAUCGCGAACGAAUGACUCAGAUCAUGUUCGAGGUCUUCUACACACCCGCGAUAUACGUCUCGACACAAGCCGUCCUGGCGCUCUAUGCCUCCGGGCGCACCACCGGGAUUGUGUGCGACAGUGGCGAUGGUGUGACACACGUGGUGCCCGUCUACGAGGGGUUCCUGGUGCCUCAUGCCGUGGGCCGCGUACACUUGGCGGGUCGUGAGCUCACGGAGUACGUGAUGAAGCUGGUGGCCGAAGCAGGUCGGGCUCGGCCACACCGGCAUGUGCGACCCCAGCAUGUUGCUAGGCACUGCCCUCUCCACCAGUGCCGAAAGAGAAAUUGCUCGGGACAUCAAGGAGAAGGCUCAGUAUCUUCAUUUUGUGCGCGCACGCGGGACUCUACUGAAAACCGUGAAAACUGCCAGUGCUGCUAUGUGGCUGAGAACUACGAGGCUGAGUUGCACAAGGCAGAGACUUCCAAGGAAUGUACCAUGACGCAUGAGCUGCCGGAUGGCCAGACCGUCCAGCUGAACUCCGAGCGGUUUCGAUGUCCUGAGGCGCUCUUUCGACCCACCCUCCUCGGACAGCCCGAGACCGAGGGUAUCCACCUGCAGGUCUUCAACGCCAUCAUGAGGUGUGACCUCGAUGUACGGCGGGAUCUCUUUGUUAACAUUGUGGUGUCUGGCGGUUCCACAUGCUUCACAGGCUUUGGUCGACGCUUGCAACAGGAGAUCGCUGAGUUGACGCCCAGCACCGUGCGAAUACGCGUCCUGGCACCGGACGACCGGCGCUUCUCCGUGUUCAUCGGCGGCUCGAUGUUGGCGGAUCUCGACACCUUCACGGACAUGUGCAUUUCCAGAGAAGAGUAUUUGGAGCAUGGGCCAACCAUAAUCCACCAAAAGUGUUUCUGAAAACAA
Messenger RNA from Durusdinium trenchii, 1324 nucleotides. The record is from the annotation of a GenBank genome assembly. NCBI's taxonomy places the organism in Eukaryota, Dinophyceae, Suessiales, Symbiodiniaceae.